Molecule: messenger RNA, 729 nt
Organism: Oldenlandia corymbosa var. corymbosa
Lineage: Eukaryota; Viridiplantae; Streptophyta; Magnoliopsida; Gentianales; Rubiaceae
Source: the annotation of a GenBank genome assembly
AAAUGGAAUCAUUCUACUCCUACUUUUUUUCUUUUUUAGUGCACAUUGUGAUUGACCCGAGUCACGGGCUGCUACUUGUAGACAUAGACUCUUCAACUAGAGGAUGUGACCUUCAAUCUCUUGUAUGCCAUAUGCUGCGAUAGGAUGUGCUUUAUGAACUGGAGAUUACAUCGUAGCCGAUGCUUGAGCUUCCUAGAAUUCCUUACUAAACCGACGGUGACCAAACCUAGCCGGAGCGACGAAGUUCUCGAUGAAGAUCAGCAGAUCAUGAUCACUGAACAAGUCAGAGCCCAGUUUGAUUCCUUGGCUCCUAAAAGACCUGCGAAACCCAAUCGGAGCGAGUCCGAUUCUACUACCCCACCAACUUCCUACGCUCCUGAUUCAGACAUCCCUGUCCCCGAGCUCGAUAAGCUUAAAUCCCUUCAAUCUCAAUCUCAUACAAUUUUGUCGGGCUCUGUUCUGGAGGUACAAGAAGAAUUCGUGGAGACGGAAUAUUACAAGAAGUUGGAUUCUAUUGACAAACAACACCACACGACUGGGAGUGGGUUCAUAAAGGUGGCAGCUGGAAACGAUGAUUAUGAUCUAAAGUUGGCAGGUGGAAAUCAAGCCCUGCAGAAUAAAGAGAUGGUGUUCAAAACCAAUCCUGCCACCAAUGAUUGGAUUCCUUCCCUUGAAACCGAUCAGGAUGCAUUUGUAUCUUCGAAGCCUAAUCGGAGCGAGAGCUCCUAG